Molecule: messenger RNA, 467 nt
Organism: Striga hermonthica
Lineage: Eukaryota; Viridiplantae; Streptophyta; Magnoliopsida; Lamiales; Orobanchaceae
Source: the annotation of a GenBank genome assembly
ACUAAGCUACUCUAACUUUUUAAGGAUAAACGGGUUCUUUAAUCUUACACAUUACAUAUAUGCGUCAUUCAGACUUAUAACCGAUAUACUCCCUCAAGUACGUUCUAACUUGUGCGUAAGAGUACUUACGCAGGGACGCUUUGCAGGUCACCGAAACUCCGAGCUGGUAGGAGUACGUCGAGACUAUGUGUUCAACCGGGUUCAACAUACUAGGCAUACAAUUACAAAAAUCACAAAUAAUGAUUUCUUUAUGUUAUUCAUCAAUCACAAGGGUAGAUUUGUCACUCUCGAAGGGCAUGAGUAUUAUUAUGGUGAUUUUGUUGCCACGGUUACUGGGUUGGAUGCAGAUAGGCUAGGUUAUUUUAACAUCGAAGAUCAAAUAAAGAAGCUGGGAUAUGAAAACUGGGGUAGAAUAUGUUAUAAGCAUCGGACAACACAUGAGUUUCAGGAUAUAAAAGAUGAUGCUG